Messenger RNA from Ustilaginoidea virens, 3009 nucleotides. RefSeq lists its product as uncharacterized. Gene Ontology annotation, molecular function: protein binding. The record is from RefSeq and is a predicted model, not a curated record. Gene Ontology annotation, cellular component: exocyst; cytoplasm. NCBI's taxonomy places the organism in Eukaryota, Fungi, Ascomycota, Sordariomycetes, Hypocreales, Clavicipitaceae. Gene Ontology annotation, biological process: exocytosis; Golgi to plasma membrane transport. The transcript is spliced from 2 exons. The coding region runs from base 1 to 3009 and encodes 1002 amino acids.
AUGCACAGAAACAAGGGUGUCGGCGCCUCCAGAGGUGCCGGCAUCCUGAGCGCCCUGCAGGCAACGGCGAUGGUUGACACGAGGUCCAAGCUGCCGGCUGAGAUUUUCCACUCGCUCCUCGACUACCUGCCCGUGGCGGAUCAGCUCCGCGUGGCGCAAACGUCGCGAAAACUGCAGGAAAUGGUCUACGACGAUACGAGGUGGGUGUCGCGGCUCAAGAGCAUGAACUGCUGGGAUGAGCGGGAAGCACGGAGACGGUUCGAAGAGGCUGUUCGCAAGAGGCGCGAGGAAGCACAGCGAGCUGCUUCGCUGCCAAGCGGUCAAGCGAACGGGGCGGCGGCGGCGGCAGCGACGACGACGACGACGACGACGACGACAGCGACAGCGACCGGGGGCCAGCCGCAGCCGCAGCCGCAGCCGCAGCCGCAGCCGCAAGCCACCACUCUGUUCGAUGCGUCUGCCCAAGGCCAAGGCCAAGGCCAAGGCCAAGGGCAAGGACAUGGGAGAGCGCACUCGGAGCUUGCAGAUGGGUUCGAAACCCUAGCUGUUGGCGGCGGAGCAGCCGGCACCGUUGCCGCCAGCAGCCAGGGCCCUCGGGAUUCAGAGGCCUACCUCGACGUCUUCAAGCACGUCAAGAGCGUCCGGGGCGGGGCCAGACACGAGUACGGCAAAAUCUACGGCGCACUGGCGCUGUUUUACUUUGACAUUGUCAAGGCCCAGACGCACGCGGAUCCCAUCGUCUUCAAGGCGUUCCGGGACCCCGAGCAGCAGGCCCAGAUGCUGGCCAACUUGGUGCGCUUUGCCAAGAGCGACUGGUCUUCGGGGUGCGACGAGCGCGAGAGCAAGCUCGCCAGCAUGGUCGGCUUGUUCGAGAGCGCCGUGCUUCGCGAGUUUGAGCAGGGAUACGAGUUCCGCGAGGUCGACGGGCGCAUGCGCCGGUACGCGCACGUGCUGCACACGCUCAACGGCGCGCGCGGAGGCGUCGACCUCUUCAUCCACAAGCACCCCAUCUUUGCCGACGCCGACCUGGCCCGCAACCCCAUCGCCGACUGCCUGACGACCGGCGGCGGCGGCGGCGGCUCGGCGGAUGAGCUGUCGCUGGAGCCGUCCCGACGGUUUUUCGCAACCUUGCUCGCCAAGGUCAACGAGCAGGCCGGCGUCAUUGAGCGCAUCUUCCCCGACGCCAGCGGCGUGUUUUGGGAUUUCGUCGACAAGGUCAGGGAGGACAUCGUCAUGGAGUACACCACGCCGCUGCUGGACGAGAGCCACGAGCGCGGCGUCGGCUUGUACCUCAAGGCCGUCUCGGGCGUGUUUGAGCAGUCGAUGCGCUUCUUCCAGUCGCUCGCGCCCCCGCGGGACGCCGGCCAGGAGGACCGGCGCGCGGACGAGGCGGCCUCCGAGGCGGCCUCCAAGGCGAAGCAGCUGGCCUUGAGGGUCUUUGAGCCGCACCUGGACCUGUACCUGCAGGAGGAGCUGGAUUUCUUCACCAGGGCUGCAGAGGCGGAGGUGUCUCGGUGGGAAAAGAAGCGGUCCGAGGAGGACUCGUCCCUGGAAUCGUUCUACAUGGCCAACGUGAACCGGUCUGCGGACAAGUCGGACUUUUUGAGCUCCUUCAAAAAGGUGGUCAUGAUGCCGGUCACGGUGCUGCCCAGCUUUCCCAUGGGCUCGCCGUUUGCGACGGCAAAGCCCCCAGCUGCUCCAGCCGCCGCCGCCGCCGCUGCCUUGGCCGCGCCGUCCCGGCCGGGAACGCCCGGCGUGGGCGGCAGGGCCAGCCCCAUGCCCGGCGGCAAAGCCCCGACGGAUGAGCUGGCGGCCAAGGCGGCGCUCAUGGCCUCCAAGCUCGAGGGCAUCAAGUCGCUGUGCAGCAUCGAGGUGGCGCUCAACCUCGUCCACCUGGCCAAGACGAGCCUGGGCCGGGCGGCCGUGCUGGUCCCCCUCGGCGGGCAGGUCGGCGGGGAGGCGCGGGAGCAGUGCGCCAGCAUCUUUGUGGUGCUGGUGAGGGUCCUCGGGCAGCGGCACGUCGGGAGCGGCUUCGACACGGCCGUCAAGCACCUCUCGCAGUACAACCCGCGCGACAUGAGCGACCACCGCCGCCACCGCCGCCGCCGCCACCACGUCGACGACGACGACAACAACGACAACGACGACGACAACGACGACGCCGCGCAGCGGCUGGGCGUGGCCCCGCUCGUCACCUUUGUCGAGCUCGUCAACGUCGGCGACCUGAUAUCGCAGAUGAUUGACGUGUUUUACGAGCAGCAGCUGGCGGCGCCCGGCGUCGCCGACAAGAACGACUUCCUCGACCCGGCGGGGCUGGCCAAGAAGAAGUUUGAGCAGAUGCUCGACGAGAGCGUGGCGGCCGGCCUCAACAAGGGCAUCGACGCGCUCAUGCACGAGGUCGAGUACAUUGCGUCGACGACGCAGCUCCCGACCGACUACAACCCGCGCGCGGGCGGCGCGUCCUCCUCCCCUCUUCCCCCGGAGGCGGCAGCCGCCGUUUCCGCCGUUUCCGCCGCCGCCGCCGCCGCCUCCCCCGCCGACAGCGACGUCGGCCCCUCCCAGACGGCCCGGCGCAUCGUCGGCCUCGUCUCCUCGCACACGAGCAUGCUGGCCGGCACCACCGACAAGGCCAUGCUCGACGUCUUCAACGGCGAGGUCGGCCUGCGCCUCUUCGCCGCCCUGUGCAAGCACCUCAAGCGGCAGCGCGUGUCGACCGCCGGCGCCGUCAGGCUCAUCGCCGACAUGAACCUCUACGCCGACUUUGUGCGCACCCUGCGCCACCCGGACCUGGCGGCCUACUUUGCCGCCCUGCGCGAGCUGAGCCAGAUCUACCUGGUCGACCAGGCGCACGCGAGGGACCUGGCCUCGGUGAUUGCCGACGGGGACCGCUUCGGCGGCGUCUUCCGCGCCGAGGAGGUGUACGAGUACGCGCAGCGGAGGGCGGACUGGUACCUCAUUCGGAAGAGCGUGGAGAGGGCCAUGUACGGCAUGGACUGCGUGCUCAUGUAG